AUGAGCGGAAAAAUUCAGCCAGUGUCAGGAGCCAAGCCUCUCUCCAUGUGGCAGCAAUAUGGUCCUUCAGAGAAGACGGUGCGUGGAAUUGUCAUCGGAGGUAUCACCGGAGGUAUCGAAAUCUGCAUCACAUUUCCUACUGAAUACGUCAAGACUCAACUCCAACUCGAUGAGCGAUCUUCAACACCAAAGUUCAAAGGACCAAUUGACUGUGUGAAGCAAACCGUGAAAGGACAUGGAUUCUUUGGACUCUACAGGGGUCUUUCUGUUCUCCUAUACGGAUCAAUCCCGAAAUCUUCUUUCAGAUUCGGAACAUUCGAAUACCUCAAGUCCCAGGCAGCCGAUGAACGAGGAAACCUCUCCCCGGUGAUGCGUCUUCUUUGUGGUUUGGGAGCUGGUCUCUCUGAAGCCGUUUUCGCAGUCACACCAAUGGAGACUGUCAAAGUGAAAUUCAUUCACGAUCAAGGACUUGCCCAGCCAAAGUACAAAGGAUUUGUUCAUGGAGUCGGCUGUAUUGUAAAGGCAGAAGGACUUGGAGGAAUCUAUAAAGGAGUGACUGCCACAAUGGCAAAGCAGGGAUCUAACCAGGCCAUCCGCUUCUUUGUGAUGGAGACCCUCAAGGAUUGGUACCGUGGAGGAGACAACACUCAAACGAUCUCGAAACCAAUUGUUGGCCUGAUGGGAGCAGUCGCCGGAGCAGCCUCCGUUUACGGAAACACCCCAAUUGACGUGGUCAAGACCAGAAUGCAAGGUCUCGAAGCUAAGAAGUACAAAAACACUCUGGAUUGUGCUAUGCAAAUUUGGAAGAAGGAAGGAUUCUUUGCCUUCUACAAGGGCACAGUUCCACGUCUUUCCCGUGUCUGUCUUGAUGUGGGAAUAACCUUCAUGAUCUAUGAUUCGAUCAUAGAGUUCCUCGAUCAUUAUUGGAAGAAACAAUAA
Molecule: messenger RNA, 939 nt
Organism: Caenorhabditis remanei
Lineage: Eukaryota; Metazoa; Nematoda; Chromadorea; Rhabditida; Rhabditidae
Exons: 4
Coding region: 1-939 (312 amino acids)
Biological process (GO): mitochondrial citrate transmembrane transport
Source: RefSeq, a predicted model, not a curated record